This is a messenger RNA of Sclerotinia borealis F-4128, 1149 nucleotides long. The record is from the annotation of a GenBank genome assembly. NCBI's taxonomy places the organism in Eukaryota, Fungi, Ascomycota, Leotiomycetes, Helotiales, Sclerotiniaceae.
AUGUCCUUCACCAAUAUCCCAAUUCUUGAUCUCUCUCUCGCCAGAUCCCCAGCAACUAAACCCGUGUUUUUGGAUCAGCUGCGCCAUGCAUUACUUGAACUGGGAUUCUUAUACCUUAAGAAUAUUGGGAUAGCUCAGGGGCUGAUAGAUAAUGUUGUGGAGGAGGGGGUAAAGUUCUUUGAUAUCCCUUUGGAUGAAAAAACCAAAAUCCAAAUGGUCAACGCCCCCUCAUUCCUAGGCUAUUCCCCCCUCUCCGCUGAAAUAACAGCCCACGCCAUCGAUCAGCGCGAGCAAAUCGAUCUCUCCACACCCCACCCCAUCCCCACCUCCACCGAUCCCCUACACUACAAUCUCCUCGCUCCGAAUCUCUGGCCUUCUCCCUCCUACCUCCCUAAUUUCCGGCCCGUCUUCGAACUAUACAUAUCGCAAAUGGGAGAGAUCUCCAUGUUCUUCACUAGUUUAAUCGCGGAAGCGAUUGGAUUGCCUGCUCAUGCAUUCGAGCGAUAUUUCGACGAGGAUCAACAACAUAAGUUAAAAGUGGUUAAAUAUCCCGAUUUGAAGGAACUGGGGUUAGAGCCCGGACAGGAGGGACAGGGGGUGGGUGCGCAUAAGGAUUCGAUGUUGACGUCGUAUCUACUGCAGGUGGGUGAGAAGAAGGGGUUGCAGGUGCAGAAUUUGAGAGGGGAGUGGAUUGAUUGUCCGCCGGUGGCGGACACGUUGGUGGUAGCUAUUGGACAGGGGAUGGAGGCGCUUACAAAGGGGGUUUGUAUGAGUACGACGCAUCGGGUGCUGAGUCCGGGAUAUGGAGGGGGCCCGAGAUAUAGUGUGCCGUUUUUUCAGGGGGUGAGGGGCAGUACGAGGUUUGAGGAGUUGAAUGAGGUGGGGAUUGGGGAGGUGAGGGAGGAGGUGAGGGAGAUGAGGAGGAAGGUCUUGGAGAGUGUGGGUGGUAGGUUGGAUGAUGUAGAGUUUACUUUUAGAGGAGGCGGGAAGGCGGAGACGCUAGGGGAGGCGACGUUAAGAAAUAGAGUUAAGAGCCAUGUGGAUGUGGGAGAGAAGUGGUAUCCCGAAAUCUUGGCAGACAUAAGAGCAGAGCAGGAAGAGGAACGCAGGCAAAAGAGUCUGCCAGUUACUCCGCCUGCUGAAACAUAA